AUGUCUCAACCUUGUGUCUCCAUUAUGAGCAAACACUCCAAAGAGCAAUCAAACCCUAAAAAUAUUGGUACUAAGAUAGAUCUCUCUAAUGUCAUUACUGAUGUUGUUCCCCUAUCGAUCGUUCCUGUCCAUGCAACUCCUAUGAGAAAGGCUAAAACUUCUUCUUCAAGGAAAGGCAAGCCUUCUAAAGUAAGUACCUCUUCCACUCCUUCCAUGAUUGCUAGAAAUAUGAAUGCUCCUGAACCCCCAACUAUGUUAAAGCCUCUGAAAACAGUAAUAGACCUAGACUCUGAUGAUAUUACCAUCGGUCAAAGACUGGCUCCUGGGAUAGCUAAAAGGUUGAAGAACAGAAAAUGUCAAGCUAUUGGAUCCUCUAACACACCCUCCAAGUCUGUCAGGAAAAGAGCUAGUGUUAGUCCCACAAAAAGAUGGAACAAGGUGGUUACUCCCGUUCCUAAGAAGAAAUCCCUGAAAAGGAAGGAAGUUCCUUCUGAGUCUAGUUAUUCUGACCAUGAUGUCAAACAUAAUUUUCAGGACAUCAUCUCUACUUCCAUAAAGCAAACCCAUGGGAAGAAGAUACCAGCUAAUAUCCCUGAAGUUCCAUUUGACAACAUUUCAUUUCACUCUGUGGAGAAUGUUGAAAAAUGGAAAUUUAUUUAUCAAAGAAGAUUAGCAUUGGAAAGGGAAUUGGGGAAAUAUGCUUUUGAAUGUAAAGAGGUGACGAGUCUGAUUCAAGAGGCUAGAUUAAUGAAAACUGUAAUUGGUUUUGGCAAGUGUUAUGAAAUACUUGUCAAAGAAUUUAUCGUGAAUAUCUUCAAGGAAUGUGACAACAAGAGGAGCAAGGAGUUUAGAAAAGUCUAUGUCAGAGGAAGAUGUGUGGAUUUUUCUCCUAAAAUAAUCAACAGGUUCUUGGGCAGAAAUGAAGAAGAACAAGCUGAAAUUAAAGUCUCUGACAAUGUCAUCUGCAAAGUUUUUACUGUUAAGCAAGUGAAGGAAUGGCCAAGAAAAGGGAAACUGUCUACUAGUGCCUUGAGUGUCAAGUAUGUGUAA
This is a messenger RNA of Lathyrus oleraceus (garden pea), 1050 nucleotides long. RefSeq lists its product as uncharacterized. The transcript has 2 exons. NCBI's taxonomy places the organism in Eukaryota, Viridiplantae, Streptophyta, Magnoliopsida, Fabales, Fabaceae. The record is from RefSeq and is a predicted model, not a curated record. Bases 1 to 1050 code for a protein of 349 amino acids.